AUGUAUUCUACAUAUGGUCAAAGAGUGUUACAUUACUACAAGCAUCUUGAUGUGUGGCUAAACCCACACAGAACGCAGUCUGGAUCUGGUGAAAAGAUGGGCUCCAAAAAGAAGGCGAAGAAGAAUGCCGAUUUCAAGAAGGUCAAGUUGAAAGUUGGCAAAAAACUCAAGAAAACUACCACAACUGAUACUACAAUUCAAACAAAGAAGGUUGUGCUUAUUUCUCAACUCGAGGAAAAGUCCGAAUCUUCUGAAAAGCCGCUCUCUUUCCGGGGUCUUUCGCUAGAUGAGUUGUGCAAGCAGCUCGGUCAUUUUAAUAAGAGCGUUCGGAGAGAUGCUUUGAUGGGAACGAAGCAGUUAUUAACUUCUCGUCCGGACCUUAUUGAGGCACAUCUGAGGACAUUGGUUCCUGCAAUAGCUCGCCUAGUUUCAGACUGUGGUCAUGAUCCUGCUUUGAACGGUCAGUUGCGAUCGCUUUUGCGCGUAAUAUGCUCAGUUUCUUCUCAUGCUAUGGCUGCCCAUUUUACUUUGUUCGUGGCACAUCUUCUUCGCGCUCUGACACAUAACGAAGCAGGGGUUCGCAACUUCUCAUUAUCAAUCAUUUCUAUGCUGCUGACUAGCUACCCUGAUCUUUGUUGCACAAGCGUUGAUCUCUUCAACUCUUUCAUCAAAUUUCUGAGCGGAUCGCGAAAACCAGCUUGGAAUUCUGCACGCUUUCUUGAGACCAUCGAGCUGUUUAUCAAGGCCUAUUCGGUGGAUAAGUCGAUGGGAAACUUUCGUUCUGAGGAAGCUAAUCUUGAUUUUUCCGCGGAAAAGCUUUCCUCUAACAUUAAUCUAUCGAGAAUAUUUUCAAAGACAAAUCCAUUCGAUUUCCCUGUAAUCACUUCUUCUGCAACUGCUACUGUAUCCCCUCUUGAGCUUCCGGAGUCAUUGCUAAGUCUUUGUGAAUGCUGCGCACCGCUUAUUGUCACGAGCUUGUCCGAAGAUAAAGCUGGAACAUUUCUUCCUACCACUAUCUCGAUCUUGACUCUGAUUGGGAAAGCUAUAUGGGCAUCAGUCAAGAAAGUGGCAAGUACGCGUAAGAGUGAAAAGAUUCGCCGUUCUACCGCAUGGUUGGAAAACUACUAG
Cylicocyclus nassatus is the source of this 1128-nucleotide messenger RNA. The record is from the annotation of a GenBank genome assembly. Lineage: Eukaryota; Metazoa; Nematoda; Chromadorea; Rhabditida; Strongylidae.